This is a messenger RNA of Apis florea (little honeybee), 774 nucleotides long. Its product is annotated as Dipeptidase B. NCBI's taxonomy places the organism in Eukaryota, Metazoa, Arthropoda, Insecta, Hymenoptera, Apidae. Gene Ontology annotation, cellular component: cytoplasm. Gene Ontology annotation, biological process: proteolysis. The record is from RefSeq and is a predicted model, not a curated record. Gene Ontology annotation, molecular function: manganese ion binding; metalloaminopeptidase activity.
AUGUGUGCGUGUGAGACCAUUAAGUUAAGAUUUCGUACGUUUUUAAAUCCGUCAGCGAAUCAGUUUUAUACAAUAAAGAGUGCGGAGCACUCUCUUCUCCCUUUACUGGAGAUGGCAAGAUGAAUUUUUUAUGGGCGAUCAUAGUUUAGCAUAAGUAUCGCGAGAAGGCAUUAAUGGGAGAUUAAAAAGCUUUUCCAUUACAAUGACGUUUAAAAACUCAUUUACCCCCGGCCUACACUCCCCUCCGCCCGUCCUCGGUUCGACCACCCCCUCAUCCCCUUCGUAUCGAUUGCAGCACGGUGCCUGUAGCUGCUCUCCUUUAAAAUACACGAACAUCGACAUGGCCCCGCAUCUGAGCCUACCUCACGAGCUACCCUACAGCGGUAAUCCGGUUCUUGCAUUGGCCUAUUGCUACCUAAUCCAAGGCAAAUGUCUCACUGUCCGAAACGAUCUGCCGUUCGAGAUGCAGUACGUUUGCGAAGUGGACUGCAAGCCUGUAUGCCUUCAACCGUGCCAGCCCUGUCCACCUUGUACUCCGUGCGAUGUGAAGAUAUGUGCACCUCCUAAUUGUUCCUGUUGUCCUCCGUGUACUCAACCUUGUGACCCGUAUUGCCCUCCGGUUUGCCCGCCUGCUCCUUGUGCUCCUUGUCCACCGUGUGGGGGAGAAACCGUGACCCUUGUUCAACCGGUAUGCAGACCGAACGUGCCGAAAGGGGUGUGCAAUUAAAGAUGAUAUUUCGUAAGGAUAUUUUGUAAUAAAGUUUUCAAAAUUUA